AUGAAAGCUUUGCACAUCAACCCCUCGGAUGAGUCAUAUCAUCAUGACUUUGAAUUGACAGAAACAAACUACACUCGAUUGUGUUAUACCAAGCCUAUCUUGACGGUGAACGGCAUGUUUCCUGGGCCAGAGCUGCAUGUCUACAAAGGAGAUACCGCCAUUAUUAACGUUGUAAACCAAGCAACUUAUAAUAUCACUCUUCACUGGCACGGACUGAAACAGCCAAGGAAUCCAUGGUCAGAUGGGCCAGAGUACGUGGCUCAGUGCCCAAUCCAACCAGGAGCAAAUUUCACUUACCAGCUUAUUUUCUCUGAUGAGGAAGGGACCAUAUGGUGGCAUGCACAUAGCGACUGGUCUCGAGACACAGUCCAUGGGGCUAUCAUGAUUUACCCUAAGAACGGAACCAGCUAUCCUUUCGACAAUCCUCAUCAAGAAGUACCCAUUAUACUCGGAAAUUGGUACAACGGAGACGUGAUGGAGAUUAUUGAAGAUGCCCUUAAAACCGGAGGAGAACCAAACAAGUCAAAUGCUCACACCAUUAACGGAUUACCGGGGGAUCUCUACAAAGAAACCUAUUCAUGCGCAAAUCCAGGAACAUUUGAGAUGAUUGUGGAGGAGGGAAUGAGAUAUCUACUUCGAAUUAUCAAUGCCGGAAUGAAUGAAGAGAUGUUCUUCAAAGUAGCUCAACAUAACCUCACUGUUGUGGGAUCUGAUGGAGCCUACAUCAAACCCAUUACCACCGAAACCAUCAUGAUAGCUCCCGGACAGACCAUGGACGCCAUUCUAACAGCCGAUCAGACUCCGGCUCGGUAUUACAUGGCCGUAACAGUUUACGCCAGUGGCAAUGUUCCCUACGACACCACUACCGGCACGGCCAUUUUAACAUAUAAAAACUACACCAAUUCAUCGUCUCCGGUGAUGCCAUCCCUCCCCGCCCACAACGACACCGACACAGCAGACAGCUUCACCAAACAGUUCAGAAGCUUGGCAACCGCUGAACAUCCAAUCGACGUCCCAAAGGAUUACGAUCUCCGUAUCUAUACAACGAUUACUGUAAGCACAUUGCCCUGUGAGUCAGGAAGCACCUGCUUAGGCCCCAGCGGAACAAGACUCUCUUCAAGCUUGAACAACCAAAGUUUCGUGAACCCAUCAAUCGACAUAUUAGAAGCUUACUACAAAUCGAUUUCUGGGGUUUACACAACGGAUUUCCCCAGUGAGCCACCUUAUCCUUUUAACUAUACGGGCGACAAUCUGCCGUCGAGUCUUCUGACAGCGACUCAGGGUACUAAGGUGACGGUUCUAGACUACAACACUACGGUGGAGGUUGUGUUCCAAGGGACCAACUUGAACGGGCCGGAGAAUCAUCCAAUGCACUUACAUGGGUAUAGCUUCUAUUUUCUUGGAAGCGGUUCUGGAAAUUUUAACAACGUCACCGACCCUUCUAGCUACAACAUAGUUGAUCCACCACUGAUAAACACCGUCUCUGUCCCUAAGAAUGGAUGGGCUGCAGUCAGAUUCCGAGCAGAUAAUCCUGGUAAUGUGUUCAUGCAUUGUCAUUUUGAUCGGCAUGCUAGCUGGGGUAUGAACACAGCUUUCAAAGUGAAGAAUGGUUCCAGUGUGAAUGAGAGUCUGAUACCACCAUCACCAAUGCCACUAUGUUGA
This is a messenger RNA of Nelumbo nucifera (sacred lotus), 1662 nucleotides long. NCBI's taxonomy places the organism in Eukaryota, Viridiplantae, Streptophyta, Magnoliopsida, Proteales, Nelumbonaceae. The record is from RefSeq and is a predicted model, not a curated record.